This is a messenger RNA of Effrenium voratum, 2541 nucleotides long. The record is from the annotation of a GenBank genome assembly. NCBI's taxonomy places the organism in Eukaryota, Dinophyceae, Suessiales, Symbiodiniaceae.
CUGGACGAGCUUGUGCUGCUGGUGCUGGUAGUGCUGGUCGUUCUAGUGUGGCUUGUGCUGCUGGAACUGGUGCUGGUGCUUGAUGUGCUGCUGUAUGUUGUGGAGGUACUGGUGCUUGAUGUGGUGGUGUGUGUGGUGCUUGAACUGCUGGAGCUCGUAGUGCUUGUGCUGGUUUUGCUUGUGCUGCUGGUACUUGUAGAACUGCUGGAAGUGCUGCUCGAUGAUGUGGAAGUACUGCUCGUUGAUGUGCUGCUUGAAGAGGUGGUACUGCUGGUUGUGCUAGUGCUGCUGGUGCUGGUUGUAGAGGAAGAUGAGGAGCUGGUACUGGAGCUACUGGUUGCUGUAGUGCUUGUGGUGGUGGUGAUUGUGAAAGUUGUGCUCGUGGUGCUUGUGUCGGUUGUGGUGCUUGUCGUAGUCACUGUCGUCGCCGUCAUGCUGGUGGUAGUUCCAUUGACAAUGCUAGUGGUGCUGCUGGUGGUUGAGGUAAGAGUGACGCUACUUGAGGUGGAUGUGGUUCUCGUAAUUGUUGAGGAUGAUGUGCUGCUGCUCGUUGAAGACGUGGUGGACGAUGAUGUGGUGGUGGUACUUGUGCUAGUGCUAGUUGUCGACGAACUCGUAGUGCUACUGCUUGAUGUGGAGGUCGAACUUGUGCUGGUAGCUGUUGUGCUUGUGCUACUUGUGCUGGUGCUUGUGGUGCUUGUGAACGUAGUGCUAGACGACGAACUGGUUGUGCUGCUUGUUGAUGUUGAUGUGGAACUGCUGGUGGUUCCAGUUGUGCUGCUGCUAGUGGUGCUUGUGCUGCUUGUAGAUGUCGAGGAGGUGCUUGAGGUUGUUGAAGUGGUUGUCGAGCUGCUUGUACUGCUUGUAGAUGUGCUGGUGCUAGAGCUUGAUGAGCUGCUCGUGCUGGUGGUUGACGUGGAUGUUGAAGAGGUGCUCGAGGUUGUUGAAGUGGUAGUCGAGCUGCUUGUACUGCUUGUAGAUGUGCUGGUGCUAGAGCUUGAUGAGCUGCUCGUGCUGGUGGUUGACGUGGAUGUUGAGGAGGUGCUUGAGGUUGUUGAAGUGGUUGUCGAGCUGCUUGUACUGCUUGUAGAUGUGCUGGUGCUAGAGCUUGAUGAGCUGCUCGUGCUGGUGGUUGACGUGGAUGUUGAGGAGGUGCUUGAGGUUGUUGAAGUGGUUGUCGAGCUGCUUGUACUGCUUGUAGAUGUACUGGUGCUAGAGCUUGAUGAGCUGCUCGUGCUGGUGGUUGACGUGGAUGUUGAGGAGGUGCUUGAGGUUGUUGAAGUGGUAGUCGAGCUGCUUGUACUGCUUGUAGAUGUGCUGGUGCUAGAGCUUGAUGAGCUGGUUGUGCUGGAGGUUGACGUGGAUGUUGAGGAGGUGCUUGAGGUUGUUGAAGUGGUUGUCGAGCUGCUUGUACUGCUGGUAGAUGUGCUGGUGCUAGAGCUUGAUGAGCUGCUCGUGCUGGUGGUUGACGUGGAUGUUGAAGAGGUGCUUGAGGUUGUUGAAGUGGUUGUCGAGCUGCUUGUACUGCUUGUAGAUGUGCUGGUGCUAGAGCUUGAUGAGCUGGUUGUGCUGGAGGUUGAAGUGGAUGUUGAGGAGGUGCUGGAGGUUGUUGAAGUGGUUGUCGAGCUGCUUGUACUGCUUGUAGAUGUGCUGGUGCUAGAGCUUGAUGAGCUGGUUGUGCUGGAGGUUGACGUGGAUGUUGAGGAGGUGCUUGAGGUUGUUGAAGUGGUUGUCGAGCUGCUUGUACUGCUGGUAGAUGUGCUGGUGCUAGAGCUUGAUGAGCUGGUUGUGCUGGAGGUUGACGUGGAUGUUGAGGAGGUGCUUGAGGUUGUUGAAGUGGUAGUCGAGCUGCUUGUACUGCUUGUAGAUGUGCUGGUGCUAGAACUUGAUGAGCUGCUCGUGCUGGUGGUUGACGUGGAUGUUGAGGAGGUGCUCGAGGUUGUUGAAGUGGUUGUCGAGCUGCUUGUACUGCUUGUAGAUGUGCUGGUGCUAGAGCUUGAUGAGCUGGUUGUGCUGGAGGUUGACGUGGAUGUUGAGGAGGUGCUUGAGGUUGUUGUGCUGCUGCUGGUGCUCGUCGUGCUGGAGCUUGUUGUGCUAGAGCUUGUUGUGGUAGUGGUGCUUGAACUGCUUGUAGAUGUGCUGGUGCUAGAGCUUGAUGAGCUGGUUGUGCUGGUGGUGGAGGUGGAGGUUGAACUGCUGGUUGUCGUGGUUGUACUACUACUGCUGGUGCUGGUGCUGCUUGUGGACGUCGAGGAACUGCUUGAGCUUGUAGAGGUGGUCGUUGAGCUGCUUGUGGAGCUGGUUGUGGUGGACGAUGUCGAAGAGCUCGACGUUGAAGAAGAGGAUGUUGAAGUAGUCGUACUACUGGAGCUGGUGCUGGUGCUUGUGGUGGUGCUGGUGGUGCUGGAACUGGAAGAGCUGCUGCUGGAAGUGGUGGAGGAAGUGGAUGAGGAGGUGGUGCUGCUGCUGGUGCUGCUGCUGCUGCUGGAGGAGCUGCUGCUGCUGCUGGAGCUCGUGCUGGAGGAAGAGCUGGUGCUAGUG